Messenger RNA from Psylliodes chrysocephalus, 1958 nucleotides. The record is from the annotation of a GenBank genome assembly. Lineage: Eukaryota; Metazoa; Arthropoda; Insecta; Coleoptera; Chrysomelidae.
AAAGAAGAAAGACCAUAACCUAUAAUAUUUUGUACAAUUUACAGCCUGUGCAAAUUAUAAAAAUUAAUCGAUUAAAAAAAAGAUUUCAACGAAAUGUUGUUCGUAGAUGGUCCCGAAAAAACAUACAAAAAUACUACAACCAAAAUCAGACAUGACCACCUCUUAAAUUUCAGCGAAGAAAGUCUUUUUAAAGGUACUGAUAGAACUUUUUCAAAAGUGUAUGUUGAAUUACCAUAUCCUAUUCACAGGCCGUUUAAAACUUCUGAAGAUUUAGUUCAAAAAUUACUUAAAGACAAAACGAAAUAUAACCAUCUACAAGAAUCGGUUAGAAAACGAUAUACUAGUAGGGAUAAAAAACGUAUUACAAAAGAAACGUGUAAUGAUGAUAGAUUUGUACAUUUACCUCAAUAUCUGAAUAAUUGGUAUCACCAAAAAGAUCCCGAUCCCACAUUUAAUAGCGAUUACAAUUAUUAUUGUACUGGUGGAAAUUUAGAGCAUUUUCAUUAUGCUAAUAAUGAUUACUUGGUUCGCCCAGAUUUAGAUAACAAAUUGUGUAUAACAAAUGCUUCGAGUGAUGUAGAUAUUUUUGGUGAUGUACAAACAAUGAACUAUACUGCAGAAAGUACUAUUUACAAUAUAAAUUCAAGCCACAUUAACGAUGAAUUAUAUUUUGUUCUAAGAGAAAAACAUAGAGUGAACGUAGUGAGGUUUGAUCAACUUUCUAAAGUAACUUUAAAAUAUACUAAAGAAUAUAAACAUCCUCUGAUAGAUGCUAAAUUAUCUUCAGCUGGUAAAUUAGGAAUUAUUUUUUCAAAUACUAAAUUAAGCAUCAGGGACAUAGAAACAGAGCAAACUAUUAUCAGUUAUAAAAAUAAACUCAUUGACGAAAUAGACUGUUUUCAACAACUUAGGUUUAUAAACGAAAAUACUAUAUUAACAAUGGAUAGAAAAACUAUCAAGUUAAUAGAUAUCAGAAGUAAAAUUGAACAAAUGUGUUUCGAACCUAAGUUAUUUAAAUGUAAUGGGUUAUAUAAUUUUAUUACUAUAGACAAUACAUUGCUAGUUACUAGUAGGCAUUAUCUCUUAAAAACUGAUUUAAGAAACUUCGAAGAUAUUUAUCAUUACUCUCAUUCUUUAAGUGAAGCUCCUUGUUAUUUAGAUUACACAUUGAAAGAUAAGGAUACUUAUUUAACAAUAUCAGGACAACACUAUGACAGUCGAGUUCUUUUUACUGGCGAAUCACCGUUUUCUUUGCCAUAUAAAAUACCUAGUAUUAAAAAAACUGUUAGAGAAUGUAAUUUAGAGCACCCUGAAUUAAAUACAACAAAUCAUUUAGAUAAUAAACUAUCAUAUUGUAUUACUGGUUUAAAGAUUCUAAAUUUACAUGGCAAUGUUUGUAUAUUUACAUCAAAUUGUUUUGGUGAAAUAUUUAAACAAAGAAUAUUUGAAAGUGAACCUAACAAAUCCGAAGCAAUAGAAAUACUCCAAAAAUGGUCAAACACUAUAGAAUUCCCUAAACCUACUUUAUAUAUAACAAACAGUGAAAAUCUUAGUGAUAUAAUGUCUUCUUUAAAAAAACAAUUUAAACAAGAAGAUUUAUUGGAAUAUAAAGAACCUGCCAACGAAACAAAAUUUUUAAAUAAAUUUAAUAAAACCUAUUGUAGUAAAAAUGUUAAAAGCCAGUUAGGAAAAGACUUUUUAAGUAUUUGGGAAGAGAGCGAUGAAAGUGAUGAAGAAAUAGAUGAAUUGCCUGAAGAAGAAGCUCAUGAAAAAGUAAAUAAUUGGAUUCAAACCCACGAUUUCGAAGAGGAUGAAAAACAUGAACAAGUGCAGUAAAACUAUUUUGUUUAUUAAAAUUAUUGUGUUCCUUGUUUCUCUCAACAUUUUAAUUGACAAUAACGUGCUCAUUUCAACACAUAUCGUGUGGCGAUGCUGAGAUGUGAGGUGUAUUUGACAAG